UCACUACCAGACUACCAUGGCAUCUUAUUCACAGGAAUCUCUGCAAAGCAAUUUUUCAUGGGCCUUACGGAACGGGUCCUCUUUAGCCUCGGUUAUAGCCGAGUGUAACAAGAACGGAACUCCUCCGGCUCGGAUACCCAUCCAGAUCACUGUCCUAGUCAUCGCCCUUCCUGCGAAUGCGCUCCUGGUCUGGUUGCUACUGAGAAACAAGAAGCCUCUGUCACCCUCUGAGGUUUUAGGCCUCAACCUCGCUGUGCUCAGUAUCAUAUAUUGCCUCAGUCUGCCUUUAGACAUCUAUAUUUCAACACGUCUGCGCUCCGGACUGCUCCUCCGUAUCUGUCACACCUUCUCCAUCCUCAGUUACUUCGGCUGCCCCCUCCUGCUCUCCAGUAUGUGUACGGAACGCUUUGUGGCCGCAUCCUUCCCUGUGCUCUUCAUGAGACUCGGGAAGUUGGAGUACCGCGCUGCAUACUCUGCCUUCCUCUGGCUGCUCACUAUAACCAUGGCAGCUGCCACCUACAUCUACAGCCUCCCUGUUGUAGCUGUGGCCCUCUCCUUCAUCAUCAACAUCCUCUUCUUCUUCAUGCUGAUCGCCCUGCUGGGCAUCGUGUGGGUGCUGUGCAAAAAGGGUCCAGGUGACGCCACAAACGGGGAACAACGGGAUUCGUCCAUAAAGAAGAGAGCUCUGAAGAACAUCCUAGCUGUAAUAGUGCCCUCCACUAUAAUCUAUCUGCCAGUAGUGGCCCUGGGCCCUUACCUCCUGCUGCUCGAGGCAAUCGGGGAUGAUGGUAUGAAUGCGUUUCUGUGCAAUGGUCUGCAGUUGUUUAGUGUUCUCCCCAAUUUCGGAGUCUGUAUUGGGCCUUCCUUCUACUUGACUCGGGCAAGGCAAGUGCUCUGCUACAAAAGUAAUGAAACCUGAGAUACUAACUAAAAAUAGUCUGUUUUGUCGGUGUUAUAAAAAUGCGAUAAAAAAGGGUAGCAUAAUAAAAUUUUGAAUUCUAAGCCUUUAGAGAAGUCCUUCAGAAUUCUUGGAAUUAUGGGUCUAUCAUUUAAGUUGCUUAUUUACUAUUAAAUACACAUAGAAAAUAUGUAAAAAUGUUUUUUUUAUUGAAAAUGGACAUUUGGAAUAAAAGAAAGCAAAACUUUAAAUGACCCUUUUUUAGAUUUCUUUUCCAGUGCCAUUGCCGCCAGAAAACAACUUUUUUUAUUCUACCUUUUUUGUCAGCCAAAAUACAGAAAAGUCCCAUUAGAUUUGUAAGAUCC
Astyanax mexicanus (Mexican tetra) is the source of this 1263-nucleotide messenger RNA. RefSeq names its product leukotriene B4 receptor 1-like. The record is from RefSeq and is a predicted model, not a curated record. Gene Ontology annotation, molecular function: G protein-coupled receptor activity. The transcript has a single exon. Gene Ontology annotation, cellular component: membrane. NCBI's taxonomy places the organism in Eukaryota, Metazoa, Chordata, Actinopteri, Characiformes, Acestrorhamphidae. The coding region runs from base 17 to 919 and encodes 300 amino acids. Gene Ontology annotation, biological process: positive regulation of Rho protein signal transduction; phospholipase C-activating G protein-coupled receptor signaling pathway.